UGGACCACGCUACAGCGCGAGGAAUUCAAAAAUUAAAAACAAACUCUGAGCUGUUCGGUCAUUUAAGUGUUUACUUUAGGCUAGCUGCUUGUUUAAGGGCGAAGCUACUUUCUCAUCUGAAUUAACAAUGGAGGUAGUUGAAAAGCGCUCCUCCAGGUUUUAUAUGAAAUCGGUGGAAAUUCCUAAACCACCUUCGAUCGACGAUUUUGACGUUUUGAAACCCAUUAGCCGUGGCGCCUUUGGCAAAGUCUAUCUUGCCAGAAAAAAGUGCAGUGCACGUCUAUAUGCAAUAAAGGUGAUGAAAAAGGCAGACAUGGUUGACAAAAAUAUGGCGAGUCAGAUGAAGGCUGAAAGAGAUGCGCUUGCUCUCAGCAAAAGUCCCUUCAUCGUUCAUCUGUUUUAUUCCCUUCAGACAGCCACUAAGAUCUACCUGGUGAUGGAAUACCUGAUUGGUGGAGAUGUCAAGUCACUUCUUCAUAUUUAUGGAUACUUUGAUCAGGAUAUGGCUGUGAAAUACAUCUCAGAGGUUGCUUUGGCCUUGGAUUACCUCCACCGUCAUGGAAUAAUCCACAGGGACCUGAAGCCAGACAACAUGCUGAUAUCUAACGAAGGCCACAUCAAACUAACAGACUUUGGGCUUUCAAAAGUCAAGCUUGACAGAGAGCUGAGUCUGAUGGAUAUCCUCACCACUCCGUCCUUGGCUAAACCAAAACAAGAUUUCUUUCGCACCCCAGGCCAAGUCCUAUCUUUAAUCUGCUCCCUUGGAUUCAACACGCCUGCAGGAGAAAGUAAACGCCACAGCAGCGCCUCUGUCGUGUCCAGCCCAAUGUCCUGCAGCAAAGUCAAACAGAAGAACAACUCUCUUGGUUCUCCUUUGACAAACAGUACAUAUCAGCUGUUUUCUCCGACUGGCUAUGAAAAUAAAAUAGGACCUAAAAUUAAAACGUUCACUCAUCAUAAUCUGACAAAAAACCUGACUCCCACGUUGCUGAAGAUCAGGAAGAGGUUUGAGACGAUGAGCGCCGACAGCACCCCCGACACCGAGGGUGGCGUCAGUCCCAUGUGGGAGUGUGAGGAGAAAGAAAACAAACACGUUGAUAAUCAGAGGGUUAGAGGGCAGUCUGAGUCCAGAGAGCCCAAACAGACCCAUGGACCCACAAAACUCUGCACAGCUGGGGUCUCUGCUGAGGCCUCUAGUAGCGUGUCAACUAAAGGACCGCAUCAGGACUAUCUUUUAGGAGCAAUACCUCACUGCUCAAAGCCGGUGUGGGACGACUGUCCGGCUGCAACCUCUGUCAAAAGGACAUUUUCACACGUAGAAUCAAGCCCAGAGUCGCUGGAGGUCAAAGCCAAAAAGGGAAAUGCGGACUACAAGAGAUGCUGUAACAUUCCAGAAGAUGCUGGGAUGAGUCACACUGGUCUGACUGAAACAUUUUCCACCUUCAAGAUAGGUGGCUCCCUGGGGAAGGAGGAAGCUGUACACAUCAGUCUGAAAGGCUCCAGUCCCAUCGUUGUGGCUAAAAGUCUGUUCAGGGAGGUGGACGAGCCGACCGAGAACGUGUUUGAAGAUGCCUUUAAAGACUCGUCACCUUUUUGCCUCGUGUCACCUCUACAUGGGAACGCCGACAUGUGCCGGAGCUUGAGUCUAGACCCUGACGGAUCCAUGCAUGACACGUCUCUCCCUCUGGACAUCCAUCCAAACAAAUCGGCAGAAACUUCUGCUUCUUACGCCGAAAACGAGGACAAUGAGGGCUCAUCAAUGAUGGAGACUGUUGCUAUGGUAACCCCGGGAGGUGAAUCUCCGCUUUCCCUCAGUCGACUCGCUGAUCCUGUGCGGAGUGUUGCAGAAGUCCCCCUGGUCCUCCGGCAGCGAAACGCAGUGGUUUUCCGCAGCUACUGCAGCUCCAUCAAUCGCUCCAGCGUGUUGGGAGGUUCCAGGCUCAGUUUAGGAUCAGUGGAGACCAUGGAUGUUUCCACACCCGCGUCUUAUCACUCAGCCCUUGGUGCUGCCACACCCGUGCAGCAAUGCCGUAACUCCAACAGCUCCGCUUAUCAGACUCCCCAGCCUGUGUCGACCUCCCACACCCCUUACAGAACUCCAAAAAGCGUCAGACGGGGUGCGCUUCCUGUUGAGGGUGCACCGAUCUUGGGAACGCCGGAUUAUUUGGCUCCAGAGCUGCUGCUGGGAAAGCCACACGACUGCAUGGUGGACUGGUGGGCGCUUGGCGUGUGUCUGUUCGAGUUCCUCACCGGCGUUCCGCCGUUCAACGACGAGACGCCUCCGCUGGUUUUCCAGAAUAUUCUCAACAGGGACAUCCCCUGGCCAGAGGGAGAGGAGGAACUGUCUGUAAACUCCAGGAACGCCAUCGAAAUCCUGCUCACCAUGGAGAUGACCAAGCGUGCAGGUCUGAAAGAACUCCGAAGCCACCCCCUGUUUGACGGCCUGGACUGGGAUGACCUGCAGAACCAGCCGAUGCCGUUCAUUCCUCAGCCGGAAGACGAAACCGACACCUCGUACUUUGAGGCGAGGAACAAUGCUCAGCACAUCGCCGUGUCGGGAUUCAGCCUGUAGCUUCAGCUGGACGUGUGUGAGGAGGGUUUCUAAACGGCACCAAUUUUAAAAUUAAUAAUCUAUUUAGGACAAAAUCAGAGUCCUAUAAAUAAACGAGUUAAUGGUUUUGAUGGUUUAUCUGCUCUGAUUCUUUUAGGUUUUAAAUUAAGUGCAAUGAGGCUGUUAUAAAUAAUAUUCUGUUCUCUGUUCUGUUUAACCUGCUGCUGAUUUUCAUGUUUAUUUUGUCUUCCUCUCUUGUUUUAAAUGUCCCAGCUGUUGUACUUGGGUGGGCGUGUCCCUUAAAGGGCCGGAGCGCUGUUAAAGAAACAACUUUAAUAUAUUAUUUUUUUAAAUCUUGUAAUGAUCAGAUUGUAGCAGUGGUCACUGCUUUUUUUUUCCAUUUUCCACACUACAAAUGAAUGUCUUUUGACUUUUUUUUUCUUUUUACAUUUUUCUCUAAGAAAAAAGAGAAAAUAUCAAUUAAUUUGUACCAAUUUCCCUUGGGUAUCAAAGUAAUUUCAAUAAACUCUAAAUUUGAUUUC
Molecule: messenger RNA, 3093 nt
Organism: Nothobranchius furzeri (turquoise killifish)
Lineage: Eukaryota; Metazoa; Chordata; Actinopteri; Cyprinodontiformes; Nothobranchiidae
Gene: mastl
Product: microtubule associated serine/threonine kinase-like
Biological process (GO): peptidyl-serine phosphorylation; intracellular signal transduction
Molecular function (GO): protein serine/threonine kinase activity; ATP binding
Source: RefSeq, a predicted model, not a curated record